CUGGAGCGGCCCCGGCGCUGCCGCCGCCGCCGCCCGGAGCGGGGAGUGCCGGGCAGGGCCGGGCAGGUGGAGCGGCCCCCGAUGGAGCGGGGGAAGAUGGCGGAGCUGGAGAGCCUGGAGACGGCGGCGGAGCACGAGCGGAUCCUGCGGGAGAUCGAGAGCACGGACACGGCCUGCAUCGGCCCCACGCUCAGGUCUGUCUACGAUGGAGAAGAACAUGGUCGGUUCAUGGAGAAACUGGAAGCUCGGAUCCGCAACCACGACCGGGAGAUCGAGAAAAUGUGCAACUUCCACUACCAGGGAUUCGUGGAUUCCAUCACGGAGCUGCUCAAGGUCAGAGGAGAAGCUCAAAAACUGAAGAACCAAGUGACGGACACCAACCGGAAGCUGCAGAACGAAGGGAAAGAACUGAUAAUUGCCAUGGAAGAGCUGAAGCAGUGCCGGCUGCAGCAGAGGAACAUUUCGGCGACAGUCGAUAAACUCACGCUGUGUCUUCCCGUGCUGGAGAUGUACAGCAAACUGCGGGAGCAGAUGAAAUCCAAGAGGCACUACCCUGCCCUGAAGACCCUGGAGCACCUGGAGCACACGUACCUGCCCCAGGUGAGCCACUACCGCUUCUGCAAGAUCAUGGUGGAUAACAUCCCAAAGCUGCGCGAGGAGAUCAAGGAGGUGUCCAUGUCAGACCUCAAGGAUUUCCUGGAGAGCAUCCGGAAGCACUCGGACAAGAUUGGAGAGACGGCCAUGAAACAGGCUCAGCAGCAGAGAAACCUGGACAACAUCGUGUCCCAGCAGCCCAGGAUAAGCGGGGGGAAGAAAUCCAAGAAGGAAUUCUGCGCCAGCUCCGACCUGGAGGUGAAAAACACCAGCCCCAUGUCCGAGCAAGAUUCGGGAAUCCUGGAUGUUGAGGAUGAGGACGAGGACGAAGAGGUGCCUGGAGCCCAGGAUUUGGUGGAUUUCUCCCCAGUUUAUCGCUGCCUGCACAUCUAUUCUGUCCUGGGCGCCCGAGAAACCUUCGAGAGCUACUACAGGAAGCAGAGGAGAAAACAAGCCCGGCUGGUCCUGCAGCCUCCUUCCAACAUGCACGAAACCUUGGACGGCUACAGGAAGUAUUUUAAUCAAAUUGUAGGGUUCUUCGUGGUGGAGGAUCACAUCCUGCACACCACCCAGGGCUUGGUCAACAGGGCCUACCUGGAUGAGCUGUGGGAAAUGGCCUUGUCCAAAACCAUCGCUGCCCUCCGGACACACUCGUCCUACUGCUCCGACCCGAGCCUGGUGUUGGACUUGAAGAACCUCAUCGUCCUCUUUGCUGACACACUCCAGGGCUAUGGCUUCCCAGUGAACCAGCUCUUUGACAUGCUCUUGGAGAUCCAGGACCAGUACAGUGAAACCCUCCUGAAGAAAUGGUCAGGAGUUUUCAGAAAUAUACUUGACUCAGACAACUACAGCCCCAUCCCGGUGUCAAAUGAAGAACUUUAUAAGAAAAUAGUUGGACAGUUCCCAUUCCAGGAUGCUGAACUUGAAAAGCAACCCUUUCCAAAGAAGUUCCCCUUCUCCGAGUUUGUGCCUAAAGUUUACAAUCAGAUCAAGGAAUUCAUCUACGCCUGCCUGAAGUUCUCGGAGGACCUUCACCUGAGCUCCACCGAGGUCGACGACAUGAUCCGGAAAUCCACGAACCUGCUGCUGACCCGGACCCUGAGCAACUGUUUACAGACCGUCAUCAAGAGGAGGAACGUGGGGCUGACGGAGCUCGUGCAGAUUAUUAUAAACACGACCCACCUGGAGAAAUCCUGCAAGUUCCUUGAGGAGUUCAUCACCAACAUCACCAACGUGCUGCCGGAAACCGUGCACACCACGAAGCUCUACGGGACCACCACCUUCAAGGACGCCCGGCACGCGGCCGAGGAGGAGAUCUACACCAACCUCAACCAGAAGAUCGACCAGUUCCUGCAGCUGGCAGACUACGACUGGAUGGCCCUGGAGCCGGGCAGCAGGGCCAGCGACUACCUGGUGGAUCUUAUCGGCUUCCUGCGCAGCACCUUCGCCGUGUUCACCCACCUCCCGGGGAAGGUGGCCCAGACCGCCUGCAUGUCGGCCUGCAAGCACCUCUCGACGUCGCUGCUGCAGCUGCUGCUGGAGGCCGAGGUGAGGCAGCUCACGCUGGGGGCCCUGCAGCAGUUCAACCUGGACGUGGAGGAGUGUGAACAGUUUGCCAGAUCCGGCCCAGUGCCUGGGUUCCAAGGGGACACGCUGCAGUUGGCCUUCAUCGACUUGAGACAAGGAAGCGACACAAAAGGGAGCAGUCCCAGGUCUGAGCCUGCCCCUCCUGCAAAGCCAGGCCGGGGCAGCGCAGCGUGGUUUGUGUUUACAGUGGAGCUUAAAGAAAUAAGCAUCGGUUACAUAGGGGGGAAAAAUGAGACCGCGGUCAGAUUGGACCCCAGGGCAAGGCCGGCCGGGAACAAUGGAUCUGCUAAACAAAACCCCGGAGCUCGGGAGGAAGUUAUCAUGGAAACCCUGGUCCUGCUGCCAAGGAUGAGAGACACGAGCAGGAAAAACAACGUUUUUGCCCAGUUUCGGAAAAACGAGCGGGACAAGCAGAAGCUCAUCGACACCGUGGCCAAGCAGCUCCGCGGCCUCAUCAACAGCCACCACUCCUGAGGGAGCUGGGUCACCUCCUUCCCAAACCCCCCCUGGACUUGGGGAUUCCCUGUUGAAAGAGAAUAUAUGUAUUUUUUUAUUCACCUGUAAUAUUCCCAGAACCUUCCCCCCCCCUCAAAUCCUGACCCCUCCCCUUCCCGAUGACAAAACGCCCCUGGUGAAACAAUCCCUGGGAAAAGAGGGGGUGUCGGGAGGCUCCUGGGAGAAACUCCUAUUUUCAGGGGUUUAGAAAGCCACUGGGAAAUCCUAAAGCCUGAGAGGGAAGCUCACACCCCAGACUGUUUUCUUGUUGGAUUGGCCAAAUUACAGGGAUCAUCCUGCCUUCCUUUUGUUAUCCCCAAAAAACGGAGGGAGGACCUGCGGUUUGGGUUCUUCUCGUGGGCUCUGGUCGAAGGGAAGAGGGUCACCCCUUAGUGUGUCUCGCCAGCUUGUGGUUUGGAUUUAGGUAGGAGAAAAGGCAAAGUGAUUUCCCAGUUUUUCCUCCUUGUUUUCCCCUCUAAGAGCUGAUUCCCACCUUAGGAAAGGGAGAUCCCUGGAGAUCCCGGGAACUUUUCCUGUGUGUCUGUGACUGGCGUGGCCACCCCUGAGCUCCACCACCGGGACCUGCUGGGGUCUGUGGGCCUGUCACUGGGUGGAGAAGGGCUUUAGAGCUGCCUCAUUAAUUAGAUUUGGAAAGGGAGAGCCAAAGGAUAACCUGGCAGGGUGUCCUGUGGAGCCGGAUUGGUGCUGGAAUGCUGCUGGAAUUCGGGCAGCAGGAAUGGAGGGGUGGCGUAAAACUGAGCUCUGCUGACGUCCAGGGCUCUGCAUUCAGGGCUUUUCCCCUCUCUUUUCCAUGCUGGUGUCCCAUCUUCCCUCUCCUCUUGAUGCUUCCCUGGGGUAAAGCCCCUCUGCUUCCCUUGGUUUGCUCCUGGAUGGGACAUGGAGUGGGAAACUUGUGGAAUCCCCGGCAUGGAGUCAGCAAUGCUCAGCCCCCCCAGCUCCAAAGUGCCUGUGGACAAAAUUCCCCUCAGCUCUGAAGGUUCCCAAAGAUCCUCUGCUGGAAUCAGGCAGCUUUUGAGGAGCGGGGCAACAUUCCCAACAGGAUUUUAGCUCCGGGGUUCAGGUUACUGAGGGGGAUUUUCACCCUUAUCAUCUCGUUACCCUUUUGACUCCGAGUCCUGCAGGUGAAAACUUAUCCAGCCCCAUUCCCCACCUCCCAGACCCUCAUGGUAAAGGGAAUUAAAAAUCUUCCUGGUGGAUGUCACAGCCCUGGGAGCGCCCUGGGAAAUGUGCCCGUUUCCCACCCUCUGGAUGCACGAAGGGGACGAGGAUUUAUCCUCUCUCCUUGUUCCUCAGCGAGACUUUUGGGGAGUUUGUUUUAUUUUUGGGAAGGAUUCGUGUUGCUUAACCCUGGAAGUGAACGGAAAUAUGGUCAGGAAUGACCUCCUGGGGAUGUUGUCCUGUCCCAGCCGCCUCCAUCCAUGAGGACCAAGGGAUUGUUUUCAUUAAUAAGAGGGAAAGCCCAUCCUGGCAUUGUGGUUCCUUGGUUUUGGAGGGGGAUCAGAGGUGAUGCCUCUUGGAAGGACAUGGAAGGAGGACGAAGGAAAAAGAAGCAGGUGAAGGAAAGUUGGUGUCACGUGGCCAGAAAUGGAUCAUCUUUGUAGACAAACCCCCAAACGACCCAGCAGAGGCUUCCAGGGGGACCAGAGGAACUCAGUCAGGCUGUGGGAUAAAGGGAGAAGGAUCAGGAUCCUCAAAUACAGGGAAGGGAUUUUAGUGGACGAAGCGUCCGCUGCCGCCCUGAAAUUCCAUUUUUGCCUCCUGUAUUCCGUGUUCCUGCAAGAAAACCUCAAUGCAGCUUGAGGGCUUGAGGCAACACCUUGUUUCCCAUCCCCAUCCCACAUCUGGGCUCUGCUUCCCAUCUCCACCAAGAGCUUCAAUUCCCGAAGGAGCAACACGGCCCUGCCAUGCCUGGGGUGGGUUCCCUCCCUCCUAUAAGCUCUUUUUGGAGAAGUUGGGAUUGGGAUCCCACAAACCAGCUCCUGGCCCUCCAGACUUGCCACUGGGAAAGUCACAUUCGGCCAAGGGAGGGAUUCGGGGAGUUCCUGAUUUCGGGAGGUCAAGAGCCUGAACUGCGAGUCACGGCCCCGGGAUGAAAAAUGGCAUUUUUGGUGCUCUGGUCCUAAUUAACUUUUUUGUUCCGAGAGAUGCGGCUCCAUCCCCUCCCAAAUAAAAUUAAUCUUUGGAACAGAUUGCCUAAAGAGCCCUGGAAGACAUUCCAAAUCCCCUCUAAGUCCCCUGCUAAUGACGGGGAUCCUCCUCUGGGGAUGGAGUCGCUCAGGAGGGAAAGGGAAUUUUUGAGGAGGGUGGGAAGAGGGAGCAGAAUCCUCAAAUGAAGAUUUGCAGCCCCCUCAAAUAAAUACUGCUGCUAUAACCCCUCCCUCCCCAGACACUUAAAGGGUUUGAGUUUUUAAGCAGUGGCUGUAGAAAAAAAAAAUUGGGUUGUUCCCCCAGUUUUUCCAGCAAAUAUUCACAAAAAUAUUCCAG
Molecule: messenger RNA, 5181 nt
Organism: Neopelma chrysocephalum (saffron-crested tyrant-manakin)
Lineage: Eukaryota; Metazoa; Chordata; Aves; Passeriformes; Pipridae
Gene: EXOC6B
Product: exocyst complex component 6B
Exons: 23
Coding region: 82-2655 (857 amino acids)
Biological process (GO): exocytosis; Golgi to plasma membrane transport; intracellular protein transport
Cellular component (GO): exocyst; membrane
Source: RefSeq, a predicted model, not a curated record